Molecule: messenger RNA, 4074 nt
Organism: Lepus europaeus (European hare)
Lineage: Eukaryota; Metazoa; Chordata; Mammalia; Lagomorpha; Leporidae
Gene: TMEM123
Product: transmembrane protein 123
Exons: 7
Coding region: 1-1458 (485 amino acids)
Cellular component (GO): cytoplasmic vesicle
Source: RefSeq, a predicted model, not a curated record
AUGAAGACAGACUCAGAUGAGGUUUCAGCAUGUGGAUUUGGGGAGGGAGGCAAACAUUCAGACCACGGCACACCUUCCCAUUACACGUCUGGAGGCACCUCUUCCAGGGAGCAGACGCACACGGAGCCUCCAGAUUCCUCAAACAGGCCGACCAAAGCCUGGAACGCGUGGUGCUUGCUGUUCGUCCACCGUGAACGCGGGGAAGGCGCCGCAGGCUGGCUGGUGGAAGCCACAGAUGGGCCUGUCAAUUUAGAACUGGUCUAUGACUGCUCAGGUCCGCUGCGACAGAUUUGUAAGAGGCUGGCCACGGGGCUGGGGACAGACCCCUACCCCAAUGCCGCCGCUCCACUUUCCUCCCGGACUCCGCUCGGCUCCCGCCCCCACCUGCUACUCCCCGCUCCGCCUCCGCGCUGCACGCACCCCGCCCCCCGCCCGAAAACUACUCUUCAAAGACUUCCUUCCGGGCCCCGCGAAGCGCAGCGUGCUCGGAUCCGGAGCGGCACAGCGGGCCUCGCCUUCAUCCGCGACAACAAAACCGCCGCUUCCUGGCACACAGACAGCCGAGCCACCGGCGCACCGGGUCCUGCGCUCCAGGCCCCGCAGAGUCACCGCGCCCGGCCCCGCCCCAGGCCCCGCCCCGGCUCCGCGCGCGGCGCCCCCUCCAGCCCGGCUCCCGCGCCCUAUUUGGUCAUUCGGGAGGCCGGCGGCGGGAAGAGCGGCUCGGUCGGCGCGGAGGGACGGGCGGCGGGCUCCGUGCGCUCGCUGAGAGGUUGCUCUCCCCGCCGCAGCCGCCGCCACCUGGGCCGGGGACCCACGAGGCCGCCGCGUCCUGCCCUCGGAACAAUGGGACUGCGCCCGCGAGGUGCCUGGGCCGUGCUCCUCCUGGGGGCGCUGCAGGUGCUGGCGCUGCUGGGGACCGCCCUGAGCGCCCAAGACCCGCCGGGGACUUCAGAUAUCAAGAAUCUUGUAUCUCUGCAAAACUCCACUGCUAACUCAACAGAUAAAACCCAACCUGUGCCUUCUAACAAUACAAGUGAGCCUUCCGGAAGCGCUGUGAAUUCAUCGACUUCAGCUGCCUCGACCUUGAGCAACAUGACAGCCACAACUGUGAAACCCACGUCUAAAAUGGCACCAACACCAGGGGUCUCAAAUGUGACAUCCACCACCUUAAAGUCUACAAGCAAAACAAGUGUUUCACAUAACACAGCCCAGAUGUCGACAUCCUCGAUGACCACAACUCACAGCAGUACGGCGACAUCUGUUUCUUCAUCAGCAACAAUAACAGCAACCAUUCAUUCUGAAGAAAGUAAAAGAUCAAAGUUUGAUACUGGCAGCUUUGUUGGUGGUAUUGUAUUAACACUGGGAGUUUUAUCUAUUCUUUACAUUGGAUGCAAAAUGUAUUACUCAAGAAGAGGCAUUCGGUAUAGAACCAUUGAUGAACAUGAUGCUAUCAUUUAAGGAAAUCCAAGGACCAAGGAAAGAAGAAGUACCGAUGCAACACUGUCAAUUUUGUUUUUUAGUAUAAUAUGUUGAAAAUAGUAUAAACAGGCCAUGCAUAUAAUAUACAACACAUUACAUGAAUAUGAAGAUUCAUCAUAUUACUAAAGGUAACAAGGGCUUGGUUUGGGUUUUCAUGAAUAUUUGUAGCUUAUGCAAUGGUAUUUACUUUUAACAAACACAUAGUAAGAAAAACCUUACCCCAUUUUUGUGGCAUUGAUCACAUAGGACCAGUAAUGAAAGGCAUCUUCACUGUAGGGCAGGAUGGCAUCGGGGCAAAUAAGUAACAGCACUUGAGAUUUUCAAAGCAGGAUGUUUACUAAUGCCACACAACCUGAAGCAUAAUUUAAGAAAGCAUCAACAUUUUAGGUAUUUUAAAAGUAUAGUAGUUGGUCUAGAGGCCAAAUACAUACACAAAAUGUUCAAAUAAAACCCCAAAGAAUACCUGAGCAUAGGCCUGCUAAAGAUCCACUAGAACACUGGCAGGCGUGUAUCUCUGUUAAUAUAACUUCUUUUGACCUUUCAAUUGUUAGUGGAUAUAAUUUUUUUCUUUGUGUAAUUUAGGUAAAUUUCAGUGUUUUAACAUGAUAGUUUUAAGGGUUUAGUUUAAAUAAUCUUGAUAUUACAGGGGGAAAAACUCCUUGAAGUUAGAUUAUUUGCUGUGAGAAAAUUGUCACCACUGGAAAUUGCUUUUGUUUUAUAUUCACUUGUUAAUUUAAAUCUUAUAUUUAGUGAAUAUUUCUAAAGAAAAAUAGCUAAAAUUUUUUUUUUUUUUUUUUUUUAAUUUUUUUUUUUAUUUUAUUUUUUUUGACAGGCAGAGUGGACAGUGAGAGAGAGAGACAGAGAGAAAGGUCUUCCUUUUGCCGUUGGUUCACCCUCCAAUGGCCGCCGCGGUAGCGCGCUGCGGCCGGCGCACCGCGCUGUUCCGAUGGCAGGAGCCAGGUGCUUCUCCUGGUCUCCCAUGGGGUGCAGAGCCCAAGCACUUGGGCCAUCCUCCACUGCACUCCCUGGCCACAGCAGAGAGCUGGCCUGGAAGAGGGGCAUCCGGGACAGGACCGGUGCCCCGACCGGGACUAGAACCCGGUGUGCCGGCGCCGCAAGGCGGAGGAUUAGCCUGUUGAGCCACGGCGCCGGCUUGAAAAAUAGCUAAAAAUUUUUAAUGGAGCCUAAACACACCUAACUUUAAAACAGCAGUCCCUUCUGUGAUCUCCUAAACAGUAUGCUUUAGAGCUCCCUGUAGCAGAAGCUAAUGCUGUAUUGAUGGAAUCAGGGAUUAGGAGGCUAUUCCCAGGCCGUUCAACCUAAAUGAUGAAAAUGCUGCAUUUUUGUGCACUGUCAAUUUUACUCAGAUUUUAGGAAAUGACAUUUGCGUACUAAAAUCACACUGUAUUUUGGAAUACAUUUAUAAAAUUUUGAGAAGAAUAUUUAGACAGGAAAUUUCCUGCUUCCUUCACGUGGUAUUCCCGUUUUCUUACUCUAGUGUUAAAAGGGAGUUACUUUCAGAUAAAUUAUGUUAAUGGAAAGAAAAAAGCAUAGUAUUGUAUGGACAUCACUAUCAGCCAAUGUAUUUUUGGAGUGUUUUCAGUUUAUAUUCCAGCACUUAAACUCAGGGUCAAAUUUUAACAAUAGAGGUAUUUAGUCACACUAAAUACUAAAAUAUUUUUAUCUUAGAGGCCAAACUAAAUCGCACCAAUUGCUCAAAGCCCAGAAAUAAGCCAAGAUGUCUUAAUGAGCAUUCACUAACAUUUAACAGACAUAAAAUACAAGUAAUGACAGCUAUCUAGGAUUGUGAUGUGUCUCCUCACUAUACAUUUUGGCAGAACAAUCUGAUGAAUAUAAUUAUCCAAAAUCCAGGUAUGAUUGGAUCUAUGAAACACGACUAUUUAGACUGAAAUGUGGGCUGAUGGUUGAGGUCUAUAUUACUCUCUGGUCCUGCAACCACAGCUUUCAUUUCUUUGGAAGAUACAGUCAAAAUGUACUUUAGUAAUGAGGAGGCCUGUAACUUUUGUCUCCUACAUUCUUGGUAUUUCAGUACUGCAAGUCAUUCAGAAUUCUGUGUAUUGGCUUGAAGUUUUUCUUGAAUACUUGUUUCCUUAGCACUUUGAAGCUAGAAAACCACUUUUUAAGGAAAUGUCAUUUGCCUUGAAAGUCUCUUCUGCUUUGGGUUGGAAAUACUUAUUUGUUCUCCUCUAUGUAUAUAAGUAGUAUAAUUUGUAACUUUCAUAUAUAAUAGCCAGUACUUUCAGUGCAGUUUGUUAUUUGCAAAAAUGGAGAUGUAAAGCAAAUGUUUUACUUUGGACCACAUUUCUUAAAUGUAUCUAGUUAUGUUUAUACUUGUUUGCAUUCCUUAAGAAUGUUUUUACUUCAAGAUAAAAAACAAUCCAGAGAUGUGAAUAUUAAUUUGGAUAAACUGUAAAAGAACUAUAGAAGUUAUUGUUUCGUAUUUUCAGAAAAAAGUUAAAGUGAACUCAGCUGUUACCUUCUCUCCCCUUUAUAUUAUAAUGACCAGCUUUUGGUAUUUCAUUGUUACUGAGAUCUAUUUUUAGAAUAAAAUUUGUUCUCCUUCUCAGUUUUCAA